AUAAAUACACCCCUCAGCCCAACUCCUUCACAUUUUCAUAAGGUACUACAGCUUUACCUUUUUCAAAAUUCUUGGUGAGAUAACAAUGCUUCCAAGCUUCAGAAAUCCUUUCAAGGUUGAAGAAGACAUAAAGGGGAGCUCAAACGAGAGCUCAGUGAUUGUUGGAUUGAAAAUUCUCGUCCACAUUUCUUACGGAAAAUCUAACAUUGUUGUUAAUAAACCAGCCCUUCCACCAGUCUGCAAACCAACAGCUGAAUAUUCUUGUUUUCUCAAGUCAUGUCAUCUCUGCAACAAGAAGUUGAGUUUCCACAAAGAUGUUUACAUGAGGAGUGAUCAAGGAUUCUGCAGCAUUGAAUGCAGAAACAGGCAGAUUUAUUUGGAUGAUAUGAAGGACUUAGAAAACUCAACCAAACAAAUGUUUUCAUCAGCCAGGCACCAUUGUAGUGGUGAUGAUAGACGUGAGACUCAGCUUCUUCUCAAAGAGCUUCGUAAGAGACGCCAUAAUAACCAGCUUCAGUCUCAUAAAAUACGGUGGACUUUAGUUUCGUAGUUCUUAGGUAUGUACGGAUAAUGUAAAAGUGGAAGAAAAAAGUGAGAGUUUUAUGGGAUGUUUUAUUUUAUGGCGCUGGAUGUAGUAGUACAAUAUUAUAGAAGAUAAUGAUGAUGUUGUGGCAGAUUAUAUUUUGUAUGUUAUAAGAUAAGAAUAGCUUCAUAUUCGGACAAA
Mangifera indica (mango) is the source of this 724-nucleotide messenger RNA. Its product is annotated as FCS-Like Zinc finger 17-like. Lineage: Eukaryota; Viridiplantae; Streptophyta; Magnoliopsida; Sapindales; Anacardiaceae. The record is from RefSeq and is a predicted model, not a curated record. Bases 86 to 550 code for a protein of 154 amino acids. The transcript has 2 exons.